CUGUUCGGUGCAAUUGACUGAUAACUGAAAGGUGUCCAUUUCUUCAAUAAAAUUUACUCUGCAGCAGUGAGUUUCUUCAGACCAACCGGCAACAAGUUUAUUAUCUCUGGACUCCAGACUGACAACGUUGCCUGAGGCUGUUGCUGCCAAGCCAAGUGGAACAGUGCCUGUGAUUCUGUCAAGGUUCCCUCUGGGGUGAGAAAUGAAACCGAGAGACGGGAGGCUCUGCCAUUCGCUGGUGAUAAUAACACUAUUCCUAUGCCUCAACGGAACAAGACAAUCAGAUCCUUCAUCGCCAGUGUCAGAGUCCCGCCUCCCAACAGGAGAGUCGGGGGAAACACACAAGCGGGUAAAACGGGGCUGGGUGUGGAAUCAGUUCUUUGUGCUGGAGGAAUAUACGGGCACAGACCCAUUAUACGUGGGGAAGCUUCACUCUGAUGUUGAUCGAGGAGAUGGUUCUGUCAAGUACAUCCUCUCGGGAGAAGGAGCAGGAUCCAUCUUUAUUAUUGAUGAGAGUACGGGGGACAUUCACGCUACCAAAAGGCUGGAUCGCGAGGAACAGGCGUACUAUGCAUUACGUGCACAAGCUGUCGACCGGUUAACAAACAAGCCCGUUGAACCCCUGUCUGAGUUUAUUGUGAAAAUACAGGACAUCAAUGACAAUGAGCCAAGGUUUCUUGAUGGUCCAUACAUGACCAGUAUCCCCGAAAUGUCUCCUGUGGGAACAUCAGUGAUACAAGUGACAGCGACUGAUGCUGAUGAUCCUACUUAUGGGAGCAGUGCCAGAGUGGUGUACAGUAUCCUCCAAGGACAACCAUACUUCUCCGUAGAGCCAAAGACAGGAAUCAUCAGAACAGCUCUGCCCAACAUGGACAGGGAGGCCAAGGAUCGCUACCUACUGGUUAUACAGGCUAAAGAUAUGGUUGGACAGAUGGGAGGUUUAUCUGGAACUACAUCAAUCACCGUUACUCUCAGUGAUGUUAAUGACAACCCACCUCGCUUCUCUCGCAGGUUUUAUCAGUACAACAUUCCAGAAUCUUUACCCAUGGCUUCAACCGUGGCUAAAAUAAAGGCACUUGAUGAUGACAUUGGACAAAAUGCUGAAAUGGAAUACAGGAUCAUUGACGGGGAUGGGCUUGCUGUUCUCAAAAUUACGACUGACAUGGAGACUCAAGAGGGGAUCAUAACUCUCCAGAAGGAACUGGAUUUUGAAAAAAAAUCGAGCUACAGCCUGAAGAUUGAAGUCACCAAUAAAAACACUGACGCGCGAUUCCAGGCCCUGGGACCCUUUGCCGACACCACGACGGUGAAGCUGGUGGUAGAAGACGUGGACGAGGCUCCCGAGUUCAACUCGCCACACUACAGGAUAUCGGUCUCUGAGGCUGCAAAGGUCGGAACGGCCAUCGGGACUGUUUCUGCACGUGACCCCGAUACUGCACACAAUCCUGUCAGAUAUUCUAUAGAUCGCAACACAGACCUGGAGCGAUAUUUUAAUAUUGACGCCACCACUGGGGUCAUUACCAUCGCUAAAUCGCUGGACAGGGAGACAAGUGCGGAGCACAACAUUACAGUUUUAGCAAUGGAGAGCCAGAACCCAGCGCAGAUUGGAAGAGGCCUUGUUCUCAUUAGCUUGGUGGAUGUCAAUGAUAAUGCUCCUGAAUUCCCAAUGGAGUAUGAAACAUUUGUGUGUGAAAAUUCCAACCAUGGCAAGAUAAUUCAGAGAAUCAGUGCAGUGGACAGAGAUAAACCACCCAACGGACACCACUUUUAUUUUUCCCUUGCUCCUGGAACAGCCAAUAACCUGAACUUCACAGUGCAAGAUAACAGAGAUAACACAGCCACCAUUCUGACUCGAAGAGCUGGGUUCUCUCGACAAGAGCAGGCUGUUUACUUCCUGCCCAUUGUGAUUGUGGACAAUGGGACUCCAUCGUUGAGCAGCACCAACACCCUCACUGUUCGAGUCUGUGGUUGUGAUAAUGAAGGCAUUGCCCAUUCAUGCAAUGCUGAAGCCUUUGUCCUGCCCGCUGGCCUUAGCACUGGAGCUCUCAUUGCCAUACUGGCUUGUGUCCUGACACUACUAGUGCUUGUGCUGCUCAUCGUGACACUGAGACGACGUAAGAAAGAGCCUCUGAUAUUUGACGAAGAGAAGGACAUUAGGGAAAAUAUCGUCAGGUACGACGAUGAAGGAGGUGGUGAGGAGGACACAGAAGCUUUCGACAUGGCUACGCUGAGGAAUCUCAACUUCAUCCAAGAUGUGAAAUCGCGCCGGGAUGUCACGCCUGAAAUCCAGCUCUUUUCAAAAGCGGCACACAAGCUGUCUCCCGAUAACAUUAUCUUCAGGGAAUUUAUCUGGGAAAGGAUGAAAGGUGCUGACACUGAUCCCUGUGCUCCUCCAUAUGACUCUCUACAGACGUAUGCGUUCGAGGGGAACGGCUCAGUGGCAGAGUCGCUCAGCUCCUUAGAGUCCAUUACUUCAGCAUCAGACCAGAAUUAUGAUUACCUCAGUGACUGGGGGCCCCGCUUCAAAAAGCUGGCAGACAUGUACGGUAGCUCCAAGGACAGUAUAAACUCUUAAUCACACAGUUCGAAAGAAUGCACUGAUUUUUUUUUUGUAAGCCGCAGAACAGUUUUGGGGGGAUAAAAAUGUAAAUAUGAAACCAUUUUUUAAGAGCCUUACUUUGCCUCUUUUUAAGUGGUACAGUUUCAUCUGAAUUCCCAUGGAAAACACACAAAACAACCAGAUUGUGAGCAUUGCGUAACUUUUUUUGAUAUGAAGGUAUAGAAUGAACAGCAGUGCUAGGUUAUAAACAUUAUCUCUUCUGAUUUGUACAGGAGAACUUAUCGUCUUUUUUGAUUUGUUACACGUUGAUAUAUUUAUAUUAAAAAAGCCAAAUCCUGUCAUGCCUGAGCCAGUCUGUGUACUGGGUCAGGAUCAGGCAUGGAAGUACAUGCUGAUUUUAACUCAACUCCAGAGUGUAUGGAUGAAAUAAAGCAUGAGCAAAUCUAAUUAAAUUAAUGGAACCCUUCUUCAUCUCCAAAAGUCACUAAAAAUUGCAAGGAGGUAUUUUUAAUGGGAUCAUUAUGCUUUCUGGGCUGUCUGUCCACUGCAGGCUGAAAGGGAAAGAAAAUAGAAAUUGUUUUUUAAAUGUCAGAAUUGGAAAUCUCAUCAUAUGUCAUAAUCUGUGGAAAAAAAUUCAGGCACAGUUUUGUAGACAAUCAUUACUCCAUGGUUCAGUAGAGUUUCCUUCAUUCGGGCACAUAUGAAUAAUAAAAAAUGGGUUUUGUAAUAGGAUAUUAAAAAGUGUCAUUAUGUUUGGUCAUACCUGUAUAGUUUUCAAUAAAACAAUGGAAAUUAAUAUACUUUA
Carcharodon carcharias (great white shark) is the source of this 3365-nucleotide messenger RNA. It is a transcript of the gene cdh7a, whose product is annotated as cadherin 7a. The record is from RefSeq and is a predicted model, not a curated record. NCBI's taxonomy places the organism in Eukaryota, Metazoa, Chordata, Chondrichthyes, Lamniformes, Lamnidae. The transcript is spliced from 12 exons. Gene Ontology annotation, molecular function: calcium ion binding; cadherin binding. The coding region runs from base 203 to 2575 and encodes 790 amino acids. Gene Ontology annotation, cellular component: adherens junction; plasma membrane; catenin complex. Gene Ontology annotation, biological process: calcium-dependent cell-cell adhesion; homophilic cell-cell adhesion; cell morphogenesis.